Halichondria panicea is the source of this 703-nucleotide messenger RNA. RefSeq names its product NADH dehydrogenase [ubiquinone] 1 alpha subcomplex assembly factor 2-like. Gene Ontology annotation, biological process: mitochondrial respiratory chain complex I assembly. The record is from RefSeq and is a predicted model, not a curated record. The coding region runs from base 13 to 528 and encodes 171 amino acids. Gene Ontology annotation, cellular component: mitochondrion; membrane. The transcript is spliced from 7 exons. NCBI's taxonomy places the organism in Eukaryota, Metazoa, Porifera, Demospongiae, Suberitida, Halichondriidae.
UAACAUUCGAGAAUGAUGACCAUUACCAAUUCUCAUAUAGAGAAUGUUGUGUGUGUGAUUAUGUCUUGGCUGAAGAAACUGCUGAGGGUUGGGUCUAAAGUGAGGCUGGUGGGGGUGGACCUCAGGGGGAACCAGUACUAUGAGCAGAUAAGAGCCUUGGAAGGCGGUCGACCGAAGCGUCAUGUGAGGGUGCAUGAGAUGCAGUCACCAGAGGAAUACAGUCAGGAAACAGUGCCUCCCGAGUGGGACAGAUGGCUGAGAGGAAUUGCUGACGAGCCACCAACUCCUGAGGAACAAGAAUUGAGGGUUCAACAAAAGCAAAUACUCCAGUACAAAGUGGAGAACGUUAACAGGAAAGAUUCUGAGCUGAGAAACAAAGAGGUUUCUGAGGGGCUAGUGGCUGAACAGCAUCAGUCAAUCUCAACCAAAGCUGUUGAUCACGCCUCAUCGCCCUCCUAUAAGACUGAUGCCAACGAUAAACCAACCAGUACUGGCAAAGAAUUCAUUCCAGGGUCAUGGAAACCAUAGAUACUAUCAAUAAUUGCAAUCAUGUGUAGUCAGUCCACACACUUGUUUUUGUUAAAACUAUAAUUAUGUCGUUGUGCAAUAAUAAACAAAGAAUAUGUUCGGUGCAUGUAUGGGUUUAUCAAACUUUGUAGUUUAUCUGCAUUCAAUGAUUUGGUAGCCACCCUGCGAUGGUUGG